AUGUUGAAGAGUCGACAGAACGCACUGCGGCCAUCGAAAAUACGCUCAGUGGAUGAUCACCGUCCACUGAGAGUUGUUGUGAUUGGAGCCGGUAUCUCAGGAAUACUGGCUUGUAUACGACUUGCCCAGAGGAUUCCAAAUCUCGAUCUAUGCAUAUAUGAGAAGAAUGCUGAUAUUGGAGGUACUUGGCACGAGAAUGUGUACCCUGGUUGCGCGUGUGAUAUUCCUGCGAAUACCUAUCAAGCCAGCUUCGAGCCGAACAAAGAGUGGUCCUCUUUUUACGCCCCGGCAGCGGAGAUCCAUCAAUAUUGGAAGCGGGUCGUUGAGAAAUAUGGUUGUAUGGAACAUAUCAAGCUUCAGCAGCAAGUAACUAGUGCAGCUUGGAAUGAGAGAAGCUCUAAAUGGCAAUUAGGUAAACCCAAGGUCCACAAUGUUGAUCGUGAUAUCAAAUAUGAAGACCGGUGUGAUAUCUUAGUCCAGGCCACUGGCUCCCUGAACAAUUGGAAGUGGCCAAAGAUUCCUGGUCUUCAUGAUUUUAAGGGUAAAGUGAUGCAUAGCGCCACCUGGGAUACCCAGUAUGAUUAUACGAACCAACGCAUUGCUGUCAUUGGUAAUGGCUCGAGUGGAAUUCAAAUUGUUCCUGGCAUAUUGCCGAAGGUUGCUCAUAUCGACCAUUACAUGCGAAAUCGUACUUGGAUCGCCCCUGGCUUUGCCCGCGGUGAGCUCGAUAGGCGCGGAAUCGAUGCUGAAAAUUACUCUUUCACGGCAGAGGAAAUUGAGACUUUUAAAAAUGAUUCUGAAGCAUAUCAGAAGUUUCGUAAAGAUACCGAGUUUCUGUUGCAAUCCGACCACCCAUUCACAAUCACUGGAACGCCUAAGCAAGUCGGCUCAAUCCCAUUCUUCAUCGAUAACAUGACGCGUCGGUUAGCGAAAAAGCCGGAGCUUCUUGAUCAGAUCCUUCCAGAUUUCCCGGUCGCAUGCCGCCGUCUGACACCAGGUCCCGGUUACCUCGAAGCUCUGACAGACCCCAAAGUGGAUUUAAUCAAGACAGAGAUUGUCCAGGUGAACGAGACCGGGAUCUUAACCGCGGAUGGUGUGCAUCGGCAAGUCGAUAUGAUUGCCUGCGCCACAGGAUUCGAUACCACCUAUGUGCCACGCUUCCCCAUCACGGGGCGUGGUGGAUUAUCUCUAUCUGACCGGUGGAGAGAAAGCCCUGAAACAUACAUCUCUGUCGCCACGGACGGCUUUCCAAAUCACUUCAUGAUCUUUGGACCGAACUCUGCUCUUGGUGCAGGAAAUCUCAUCUUACUGUUUGAGAAGCAGGUCGAAUACCUCACCGAGUGCAUUUUAAAGAUUCAACGUGAUAAUAUUCGCACCAUGACCGCACGGCCUCAUGCUGUUCAGCAGUUCUCUCGGUACUGUCGAGAGUAUUUCAAAGGAACUGUGUAUAACAGCAAGUGUCGCAGCUGGUACAGGGGUGGGAAAGAGCAGGGAGAUAUUAUGGCGCUUUGGCCAGGGUCAUCACUUCAUGCUAUGAGGGUCUUUUCUAAUCCUCGCUGGGAGGACUUUGACUAUGACUAUCUCAACAAUAAUCCCAUGGGCUGGUUUGGGGAUGGAUGGACUGCAAAUGAAAGGAACAAUACGAUCAACGUCGAUUACUUAGACGAUGAUCAAAUCGAUUUCCCCACUCCGAGUCCACGAAUGGUAGAGGGCAAAUAA
Penicillium malachiteum is the source of this 1719-nucleotide messenger RNA. Its product is annotated as flavin-containing monooxygenase. Lineage: Eukaryota; Fungi; Ascomycota; Eurotiomycetes; Eurotiales; Aspergillaceae. The record is from RefSeq and is a predicted model, not a curated record. Gene Ontology annotation, molecular function: flavin adenine dinucleotide binding; NADP binding; N,N-dimethylaniline monooxygenase activity. The transcript is spliced from 8 exons. Bases 1 to 1719 code for a protein of 572 amino acids.